AUGUACUGUAUUAAUGAGCCUCUAACUUGCAGCAAGGGAAGAAUUAACAGUCAGGAACUGGUCACUUUGAACGUGGGAGGGAAGAUACUCACAACAAGGUCUUCCACUUUAAAGCAGUUUCCUCCUCCUCGGUUAGCACGAAUGUUAGAUGGCAGAGACCAAGAAUUCAGGAUGGUUGAUGGCCAUUUUUUUGUGGAUAGAGAUGGUGUUUUAUUUAGUUUUAUCUUAGAUUUUUUAAGAACUCACCAGCUUUUAUUGCCUACUGACUUUUCAGACUAUCUUAGGCUUCAGAGAGAGGCAGUUUUCUAUGAACUUGAUUCUCUGGUUGAUCUCAUUAAUCAAGAACUGCUACAGCCAAAACCUGAGCUCUUGGAGGUGCAUUUCUUCAUCGGAACACUGAAGUUUUUUUUCAGAGUGUUUGGCUCUUGCAGCAAGACAAUUGAGAUGCUAACUGGGAAGAUUACAGUGUUUAUAGAGCAACCUUCAGCACCAACCUGGAGUACAGAUCCUUUCCCUCAGAUGACCUUACUUCCACUGCCUCCACAAAGACCUUCUUGCCAUGACCUGGUUUUCCAGUGCGGCUCUGACAGUGCAACUGAUAGCCAAAUCAGGUAUGUUUCUAUAAAACCUGAUAACCGAAAAUUGGCCAAUGGAACUAACGUCCUAGGCCUACUUAUUGAUACUUUACUAAAGGAAGGCUUUCAUCUGGUCAGCACUAGAACAGUAUCCUCUGAAGACAAAACUGAAUGCUAUAGCUUUGAAAGGAUGAAAAGUCCUCAUGCCCUCACCGUGAGCAAAACACUGAAACCAGAGACUACCAUCAUGCUGGAACAAGCUCAGAAAAAGAAAUGA
Orycteropus afer afer is the source of this 852-nucleotide messenger RNA. It is a transcript of the gene KCNRG, whose product is annotated as potassium channel regulator. The record is from RefSeq and is a predicted model, not a curated record. NCBI's taxonomy places the organism in Eukaryota, Metazoa, Chordata, Mammalia, Tubulidentata, Orycteropodidae. Gene Ontology annotation, biological process: negative regulation of delayed rectifier potassium channel activity; protein homooligomerization. Gene Ontology annotation, cellular component: endoplasmic reticulum. Gene Ontology annotation, molecular function: protein binding.